GUAGACUUGGAUGACAGCAGCAGUGAUGAUGAUGAUGGCACAGAACAGCGAACGGCAGCGGCUGCCAUAGCGCUUCAUAUGGCUACUGUUGGCGGUGCCAUGGCCCUGGCCAGAGUGGCACGUCUCCGCCGAUGCUGGCAGGUACCUGCAUCGCACGACUUGUGGGACAACUUUGUCUCAACCAUAUGGUCUGACGAGCAAUGGAGGCAUUUCUUCCGAAUGCCCCGUGCCCUCUUCCACAGGCUAGUGGGCAUCCUGCGCCCAGAACUGGAGAAGGCAGACACAGUGAUGAGGAAAGCCAUCCCGGUGGAGAAGAGAGUGGCCAUUGGUGUCUUUUCAAUGGCACACAAAUCCACCUAUAUUGUGACGGCGGCGCUGUUUGGGACUGGCGUUGCCACCGUGGGGGAGAUCGUGGUGGAGUUUGCCCUGGCCAUGGAGAAGCUGCUGCUGUCAAGGACCGUAUACCUGGGGAACGCACGUGAGAUUAUGGAUGCCUUUGGUCGGCGCGGCUUCCCACAAGUGGUUGGCCUCAUGGACGGGUGCCACUGCCUGAUCAUACCACCCUUGGGGCUGAGGAAUGCCUAUGUCAACAGAAGGGGCUCCUAUUCUGUCAUCCUGCAAGGGACAUGUGACCACACAGGAAGAUUCGUGGACGUGGAGCUCGGGUGGCAUGGGUCAGCGCACGAUGCCAGGGUGGCACGGAAUUCUCUCAUCUACGAGGCCAUGGAGGCUGGCAUCUAUGUGCCAGGGAACCCCAGCAUCAACAUCAGAGGCCAGCAGAUCGGACCCCUGAUACUGGCUGACUGUGCCUACCCCAUUCGGAAAUGGCUCAUGACACCAUUUAAGACCCCCCCCACACUCCUAGACAGAAGAUCUUCAACAAGAAGUUGAAUCGCGUGAGGGGCGCCGUGGAGAGGUCGUUUGGGAGAUUGAAGGCGAGAUGGCGCUGUCUCACUGCCCCACUCCUGGUGGUUGAGGAGAACGUGGUGCCCAUCCUGGUAUCAUGUGUCAUUCUGCACAACAUCUGUGAGACCAAGGGCAGGGUCCUGGACGAGGGCAUGCGAUAUAGGCGCCGUUUUGUGCUGCCCGCCCCAGCACCAAUCACAGAGGCUGAAGAGAAACAGAAGAAGAAAGACGGGGAGACUGUGAGGAAUGCCCUGGCAGAUUUUUUCCUGACAAGGAGAAUCUGAAGGAUGGCUCCUGUGCCAUCAUCUGUGAUGUCAGAGUGCAUUGUU
Sceloporus undulatus (fence lizard) is the source of this 1235-nucleotide messenger RNA. RefSeq names its product protein ALP1-like. The transcript has 2 exons. The record is from RefSeq and is a predicted model, not a curated record. The coding region runs from base 79 to 891 and encodes 270 amino acids. Lineage: Eukaryota; Metazoa; Chordata; Lepidosauria; Squamata; Phrynosomatidae.